AAACUGCUGUGGACCAUCAGUUUUGACUGAAUUUGCAGAAGAAACAAACCUGACAUAGACCUUAAUACUGAAUACAAAAAUUGAAACAACAAUUUUUUGAAUAGCUCAAAGAUGAAGGUACUCGUAUUAUUGUUGGUUGUCUGCAGUUUGCAAGCGUCAUUGGCCUGUAUGUGUGCUUGGGAAACACCACAGCAGAAGUUCUGCAGAGCAGAUUUUGCCAUUCGUGGUCGAGUGAUCUCUACUUCCCCACAAGGACAAAUGUCUAUCAAGUAUCUUGUGAGAGUGACAGAGAUUUACAAAGGGGCAGAUCUGAUGCCCGCGCAGGAUGUUGAAAUCUUGACAGCAUCGUUUGAUUCUCUGUGUGGCAUCCCAGGUCUCCAGGUCAACACCGAAUAUCUUCUCACAGGUCAUAAGUCGCAAGGUGACCUCACAAUAAGUAUUUGUAAUUGGAUAGAAAAAUAUGAUGACUUAACCAGCAGCACGCGUCAGAGUUUGACAGCUGUCAAUUGUGAUGAUACUGUGUAGAUGAGUAAAAAUUACUAUAUGAACAUUAUGUGCAAAUGACUACUAUCACAGCAAGUUAUUAUACUGAAUUUUCGCUACGAACCAUACCAGAAAGUCAUUGAACUAGGACUCUCCAGUCAUCUAUGAAGACUGCGAGACAAAAUACAUUAAUGGAAAACAAACAAGAAAAGAGCAUACGGAACCGCAAAACAGAUUACAAAGUUUUAUGAUGCAGAAAGAAAAAAAUGCAUGUCUCCUUUACAAUCAAAUUACCCAUUUUUAAUUGCUAGUAGUUAUUUAGAUUCUUAGAGAAAAAUUAUUUAUGGUAUGAUUAAACGAAAUUAAGAUUGUUAUAUGAGAAUAAAUGAAGACAGAAUAAAAUUCCAAUGUUUACUUGAAAUUGUUGAAUAAAUGGUCUCAUAAAGUAAA
Messenger RNA from Anneissia japonica, 933 nucleotides. RefSeq names its product metalloproteinase inhibitor 3-like. NCBI's taxonomy places the organism in Eukaryota, Metazoa, Echinodermata, Crinoidea, Comatulida, Comatulidae. The record is from RefSeq and is a predicted model, not a curated record. The transcript has 4 exons. Gene Ontology annotation, cellular component: extracellular matrix. Gene Ontology annotation, biological process: negative regulation of endopeptidase activity; negative regulation of membrane protein ectodomain proteolysis. Bases 112 to 525 code for a protein of 137 amino acids. Gene Ontology annotation, molecular function: protease binding; metalloendopeptidase inhibitor activity.